This is a messenger RNA of Clarias gariepinus (North African catfish), 2129 nucleotides long. RefSeq names its product finTRIM family, member 83 (gene ftr83). The record is from RefSeq and is a predicted model, not a curated record. The transcript is spliced from 7 exons. NCBI's taxonomy places the organism in Eukaryota, Metazoa, Chordata, Actinopteri, Siluriformes, Clariidae. Gene Ontology annotation, molecular function: protein binding; zinc ion binding. Bases 89 to 1831 code for a protein of 580 amino acids.
GUUGUAGUGCCACAUUCUCACUUUACUUUAGCCUUCACACAGACACACACCUAUACUUAGAUCACAACCUGUUCCUGUUACUGAGUCCAUGUCGCAUGACCAGGACAUCUGCUACCUCUGCAAAGAGGACCUGAGGGACCCCGUGUCCAUUCCCUGUGGUCAUCCUUUUUGUGCCAUCUGCCUUAAGACCUACUGGGACCACGCUGACCCCUCUGGCCAAUACGCGUGCCCACAGUGUCGAGUCAGCUACAGCAAGAGGCCUAACCCACGCCGCCUGAUGUCCUCUCGCAACUCUACAUCUCAGAGGCUUUCAGAAUCCUCGCCUCCAGCUCCUCCAGCUCCGGACUACAACUACGCCGGCCCCCGGGAUGUGGCAUGUGACAUCUGCAUUGGGAAGAAGCUUAAAGCUGUUAAGUCGUGCCUGAUGUGCCUGGCAUCAUACUGUGAGAAGCAUCUGAAACCUCACUAUGAGUCGGCAACCUUCAAGAGACACAAGCUGGUGGAUGAGAUCGGACACCUGGAUAGGCAGAUCUGCCCACAGCAUCAGAAAGGGCUGGAGCUCUAUUGCCGCACAGACGAGAUGUGUAUUUGUGUGCUAUGCACCGUGAAAGAGCACAAGGGUCAUGAUAUGGUCUCAGCCGAACAGGAGCGAAGCGAGAUGCAGCAACGUCUGGGUGCCACACAAGCUGAAAUCCAAGAGAAGAUUCAUGACAGAGUGAAGCAGAUGGAGGAGUUGAAACAAGCUGUGGAUGCAUUAAAGAACUCGGCUCAGCGGGCGCUACAGGAGAGCGAAAAGCUAUUCGGAGACAUGCUUCACACCAUCGAAAGGAUGCAACAAGAAAUGGCCAAGCUGAUUACAUCCAAUAAGAAAAUGGCGCUCAACACAGCCGAGGGCCACAUGGAUCGUCUGGAUCAGGAGAUCGCUGACCUGAAGAGGAGAGACAAUGAGCUCACACAGCUGUCCCGCACCGAGGACCAUAUCCACUUCAUCCAGAGUUACCACAUGCUGAUAGCCCAGACAGACGCUGAAGAGCUGCCCACUGUUAGCGUCAACCCGUACUUCUCCUUCGGCUCGGUAACCAAGACCGUUUCUGAGUUGAAACAGCACCUGAACGAGUACGGCAAUGAGGAGCUGGUCAAAGUGGCCACCACAGUAAACAAGAUGCCUUUCUGUCAACUAGAGGACAAAAAGGGAAAGAAGCCCAUAAAGAGUGAUGAAAUUGACACGUAUAAGGCUCAGAGGACUCUAAGCCAAGCGCCUCCUCGUAGCCAGCCUCAACGCACCAGGGAUGAACUUCUCCAGUAUGCCUGCCAGUUAACUCUAGACCCAAACACAGCAUAUAAACAGCUCUACCUUUCCCGAGGCAACAGGAAAGCAGCGCUAAAGAGAGACCCCCAGUCCUACAACGAAAACAACCAGAGGUUCGACUGCCUGCCACAGGUGCUGUGCAAAGAGGCCCUGUCUGGUGGUGCUUAUUACUGGGAGGUGGAAUGGAGCGGUGAGGGGGCCUCCAUUGGCAUCACUUACAAGGGAAUCAAGAGGACAGGCUAUGGUGAUUCGUGCCGGAUUGGUUACAACCGCAAAUCCUGGGGUCUCUUCUGCUCCGAUUCCAAUUACUCAGCUCGCCACAUGAAAGAUCAAGUGGAUAUCAAUUUGCCCUACUCUUCUCGCAUAGGGGUUUUCCUGGACUAUGAUGCAGGCACUCUGUCCUUUUACAGUGUAGCAGAGACCAUGACACUCAUCCACGAGUUUAAAGCUUCCUUCACUGAGCCUGUAUAUCCUGGAUUCUGGGUGUGGUAUGAGUCGGCAAUCUGUAUUUGUCAGCUGUAGCUCUGUGUUCACUUGGUUUAAGGAGGAAUUAAUUUUUAUAUAUAUAUAUAUAAUUUUAUACAUGCAAAUGAAUGUCAUAUUUUUUUGUCAUUUUAUUGCCACUGUGAUCACUAAAUCUGAGAAUCUAUAAUGUGAAUAAAUGAACCUCAAUAUGCAAUUGUAGAAUGCAUAGUAGAUAAGCAAUGUUGUUAGUGCACAUGGUUUUAUAUGCACAAAAUGAUUUACAGUAAAGCUUUAUCCUCGAAUUCUAAUGUUGGUUUGUAUGUACAAAUGAAGACAAUAAAGAUGAUCUAAAAUA